Aureobasidium namibiae CBS 147.97 is the source of this 696-nucleotide messenger RNA. Its product is annotated as NAD(P)-binding protein. The coding region runs from base 1 to 696 and encodes 231 amino acids. Gene Ontology annotation, biological process: import into nucleus. The record is from RefSeq and is a predicted model, not a curated record. Gene Ontology annotation, cellular component: cytoplasm. Lineage: Eukaryota; Fungi; Ascomycota; Dothideomycetes; Dothideales; Saccotheciaceae. The transcript is spliced from 2 exons.
AUGACUAACGCCGUUGUUUUCGGCAGCACAGGUGCAGUGGGCUCUCAAAUUCUGGCCACGCUUCUGUCAUCCUCUAGUUGUACGACCCUCACGACAGUCUCCCGUCGCGCUCCCCAGACUCAGAGCCCAAAACUCCAAGCUAUCAUUGAAACCGACACUGCGAGAUGGGACUCUUUGAUAGCCAAGCUCUCACCAACUCCUUCAGUAGUCUUCAAUGCGGUCGGUACCACUUUUGCCAGCGCUGGCUCUGUCGCUGCACAAUGGGCAAUUGACCACGAUCUGUGCGUCGAAAAUGCAAAAGCCGCAAAAGCAGCAGGUGUCGGGACAUAUGUGUAUUGCUCGAGUGCAGGUACCAGCAGCUCCCUCAGUCCAUUUGCAUUGACACCCUACGCAAAGAUGAAAAGAGGUGUGGAAAACGCCAUCAAAGAUCUGGACUUUGAUAAUGCGAUUAUUCUGCGACCUGGUAUGAUCUUAGGAAGGGAGAGUCCGAAAAACAAAUGGCUCGAGGAUAUCUUUGAUGGUUUAAAAAGAAUCUCGCAAGGUUUCCAGGACAAGUGGGCACAAGAUCAGACAGUCAUCGGAAGAGCUGCGGUAGCCGCUGUAGCGAUGGUAGAAAGAGGCAAAGCGCCAAGUAGAUUCUGGAUUUUGGAACAAUCGGAUAUCGUAAAGCUGGGAAGAGAUGAAUGGAAGGACUGA